Messenger RNA from Penicillium oxalicum, 5160 nucleotides. RefSeq names its product putative Ras GTPase activating protein. Gene Ontology annotation, cellular component: cytoplasm; mitotic actomyosin contractile ring. The transcript has 4 exons. The record is from RefSeq and is a predicted model, not a curated record. The coding region runs from base 1 to 5160 and encodes 1719 amino acids. NCBI's taxonomy places the organism in Eukaryota, Fungi, Ascomycota, Eurotiomycetes, Eurotiales, Aspergillaceae. Gene Ontology annotation, biological process: regulation of actin cytoskeleton organization; regulation of GTPase activity; mitotic actomyosin contractile ring assembly actin filament organization. Gene Ontology annotation, molecular function: calmodulin binding; GTPase activator activity; actin filament binding.
AUGUCCAAUCAGUUUCCAUCGCUCAAGCGCGCCCAGACGGAUCUCCCAGCGACGUCAACAAGUCCGCUUCGACACGGAUCAAACGCGUCAACAAACUCAUCCGUCUACUCCUCCACUUCUGCUACCUUUACACCCAGUCGGACUAGUACCGUCUCGUCCAAUGCGUCCGUUUCCAGUAGCCUAGGCCACUCCCGAGGCAAGAGCGAAACGAGCUCGGCGACGAUGAGAGCUCGCGGUGAACAAAGCUGGGCCGAUGCUGGAUCGACAUAUGACAGUAUUCGCCAAUCUCUAAGACCACUUCAACAGGUGCCGAACAACACCCUGGGCGCGUCCCGACCAAAUACAUAUCGACAUACGCGAAGCCACACGAUCGAUGAGGGACGUUCUCCGAAGGGAUAUAGGCCAGGCACACCAGAGACGCCCCGAGUUCAUUUCAAGGAGAAUGAAUCGCCUCAUCACGGUGCAUCCGCAUUUGAGCUACAAACUCCGCCAAGAGGGACCACGCCACAAAAUUUUUCACCUAAUGCUACACCAGGCUCAUCCCGUCCUUCCUCUCCUCAAAAAGCUCUAUCCAACAGCCCGCGCCCCCCAGCAUUGACUACCGCCUUGUCUGCUCCAGAGCUGGAGACAUUCCAAAAAUCAUCCACGCGUCACCUACGAACGUUAUCCAAAAUUGUGCAGGCGGGUGACGGCGAUGACUUUCAAUUUGGGGCCGCAACGCAAUCGGUCGUGGGAAUGCAAGGACGGCGGCGCCUAAAGCGUGCAGACUCUGUUGCUGGUGGACGGACUGGAGCAGUCUCACCAGAGAAGCCCAAAGUGUCCUCCUGGACCGCUGGGAGCUGGAUGGAUCAGCAGCGGCAAUUUCUGCAGGCUUACGAGUACCUGUGUCAUAUUGGUGAAGCCAAGGAAUGGAUUGAAAGCGUGAUCCACAAGGAAAUUCCGCCCAUCGUCCGACUCGAAGAAGCCCUUCGAGAUGGUGUCACUCUCGCAGAAGUGGUUCAAGCCAUGUACCCUGAUCGUGUGUUGCGCAUUUUUCGCCAUGCAAAGCUUCAGUAUCGCCAUUCGGAUAACAUCGCCUUAUUUUUCAGAUUUCUCGAUGACGUGGAGCUGCCAGAAUUAUUUCGGUUUGAGCUCAUCGACCUCUACGAAAAGAAGAAUAUCCCAAAAGUCAUUCACUGUAUCCAUGCCCUGUCAUGGUUGCUCUUCAAAAAUGGCAUGUUAGAUUUCCGAAUGGGCAACUUGGUGGGUCAGCUGGAGUUUGAGCAUCAUGAGCUGGAGCAGACUCAGAAAGGUCUUGACAAAGCUGGCGUUAGCAUGCCUAGCUUUGCUGGCAUGGCUGCUAAUUUUGGUGCUGAACCCGAACCUGAACCGGAGCCGAUUGAGUCCGAAGAAGAGAGAAUUGAUCGAGAGCUUCACGAGAACGAGCAAUCGAUAGUCGACUUCCAAGCUCAAAUCAAAGGUGCCAUGCUGCGACUCAAGUUGGGUACCAUAAUGAAUGAUCUAUGGGACUUUGAGCCAUUGUUGGUCGAGUUGCAAUCGCGGCUGCGUGGAGACUGGGCUCGACAGAUCAGCCAGUAUCGUCUGAGCAUGCGUCAGUUUGCCAUUCAGCUCCAGGCUAUUAGUCGAGGGUUCAUUGUGCGCCGCCGCCAGAGUGGAGAUAAGGUGUUCCGCGACACACAAGCCAUGACUGUUCUACAACUGCAAAGCCUGAUCCGUGGAUCGAAAGCGCGAGCAGAUGCUCAGCUAUUGCAAACGCGCGCUCGAAAGGAGGAAUCUGGCAUCAAGGAGAUCCAAGCUGCUAUUCGAGGUGCGCUGCAACGCAAGGCAGUUUCUGAGCAAUAUGAGCAGACACAAAGCGCCGGACAAGACGUUCUGACCUUACAAUCUAUGAUCCGAGGUGCACUGCAGCGCAAGGCAAUCGCUGAGCGAUAUGCACAGACACAUAAGGUCGAAAACCACGUUUUGAGCUUGCAAUCCAUGAUUCGAGGUGCCUUCCAGCGAAAGAAGCUCGCCGUCCAAUCGCGAGAAGUCUUGGAAAGCACCAACCCAGUUCAAUCACUGCAGUCGGCCAUCCGGGGCAACCUUGCCCGUCAGCAUGUUUCCCAAGUCAAAGCAUCUCUGGAAGCAGAAGAAAGCUCAAUUAUCCUCAUCCAGUCAACGAUCCGGGCCAUGGCGUUUAAGAAUCGGCACACCUCGCUUCUGCAGGCUCUGGCGGACACAGAAAAUGAAUGUACACGGCUGCAGGCAAUGGUGCGCGGCGCUGCUGCGCGCGAAAGUACCUCAACUCUCCGCUCCGAACUGGCCCAGCACGCAUCCGCUAUCAUUGAGUUGCAAAGUAUUUUCAGGCAAAAAGCCACGAGAAAGGCUCUGGAUCAUCAACUCGCUCAAUUGAAGCGGGAAGAAAAUCGCAUCCUGGAGGUACAGUCAUCGACACGGGGCUUCUUGGAGCGACAAACCCUAGCAAAACUGCAAGCUGAGCUUCAAUCUCACAGUGAUGAGGUUGAAGAUCUCCAGUCUCUUGCACGUGCUGCGCUGGAACGCAUCAGAGUGGGAGACAUUCUCUCGCAAUUGGAGGACACCGAAGAAGAUGUCGUCCAGCUUCAGGCGUUAGCUCGGGCCAUGCUUGUGCGCAUUCAAGUUGGUCAGGCUUUGGCAGAUUUGGAAGAGGAAGAGCACAUCAUCGUCGAUUUACAGGCCUGCAUUAGAGGACGAUUGAUCCGCCAUCGGUUUGAAGAACGACGCCGUCAUUACAAUCAAAACAUGGAGAAAGUGAUCAAGGCACAGAGCGUGAUUCGAGCUCGCAUCCAAGGCCAGGCGUAUAAGAGCCUGACCAGCGGCAAGAACCCCCCUGUGGGUACUGUCAAGGGCUUUGUGCACCUUCUCAAUGACAGCGAUUUCGAUUUCGAUGAGGAAAUUGAGUUUGAGCGCCUACGAAAAGUUGUUGUCCAACAAGUGCGUCAGAACGAACUCGCGGAGCAGUACAUCAGCCAACUCGAUAUCAAAAUUGCUUUGCUCGUCAAAAAUAAGAUCACUUUGGAUGAAGUCGUCAAACACCAGAAACACUUCGGGGGCCAUAUUGGUAACCUUUUGUCCAACACUGACAUAUCCUCCAAGGAUCCUUACGACCUCAAAGCUUUGAACAAGACGUCGAGGAAGAAGCUGGACCAGUAUCAAGUGUUCUUCUUUCUGCUUCAAACGCAGUCGCAAUACCUUGCACGUCUUUUCCGCCGUCUACGCGAACUGAACACAUCGGAUAAAGAAUACGAGCGGAUCCGGCACUUGAUAAUGGGUCUUUUUGGAUACUCACAAAAGAGGCGCGAGGAAUACUACCUCAUUAAGCUUAUUUCUCGUUCUGUAAAGGAGGAUAUUGAGACUUUUACUACAUUGCCUGAGUACCUCCGGUCGCACGCCUUCUGGAACAAGCUUUUUGCCUCUUACGCCAAAUCUCCUCGUGACCGCAAAUUUAUGCGUGAUGUCUGGGGUGCAGUUGUCAAGGAGUCUGUCAUCAACAAUCCGGAGCUUGAUCUCGAGAGUGAUCCAAUUCAAAUUUAUCGAUCUUCCAUCAACAAUGAGGAGCUUCGAACAGGCCAACGGAGUCGUCGGCGACCGGACCUCCCGCGCGAGGAAGCCAUCAGAGACCCAGAAACCCGAGAGACAUUCAUUCAACAUUUGCAGGAUUUGCGCGACAUCGCCGAUCAAUUUUUCGCCGCCUUUGAAGACUUCUUGUAUCGCAUGCCCUUCGGUACUCGAUACCUCGCCCAGCAGAUGUACGAGAACUUGCUCUCAAGGUUCCCCAACGAAGACCCUGGAUAUGUCCUUCAGACAGUUGGCCUCUGGACAUGGAAGAACUAUUUCCAGCCCGCCCUGCUGGAACCGGAGAAGUACGGUGUCGUUGAUAGGGGUCUGACGCAAGAACAGAAGAGAAACCUUGGUGAGAUUGCGAAGGUCAUUGCACAAGUGGCCUCAGGAAGAUUAUUUGGCGCCGAGAACGUCUAUCUCCAGCCAUUGAACUCAUACAUUGGUGAGUCGAUACAGCGACUUGGCCAAACAUGGGGACAAAUGGUUUCGGUACAAGAUGCUGAAGCAUACUUUGAUAUCGAUGAAUUCAAUGACCUCUACGCCAAGGCGAAGCCGACCCUAUACAUCAAGAUGUCCGACAUUUUCUCCAUUCAUCAGCUCGUGGCGUCUCAAAUCGAGGUCAUGUGUCCACACCCGGAUGACUUCCUCAAGCAGCUCGUCCGCGACCUUGGCAACGUGAAGAGUAACGAGAACGAAUUGAUGGGUGUCAGCUCCACCGAGAUCAACUUGACCUUGAAUCCAAAGCUUGCGCAGACUGAAGACCCCGAAGCCGACAUCAAAGCUCUUUUCAUGGAGACUAAACGGUGUAUUCUCUACAUUAUUCGAGUGCAGACAGGAGCAAAUCUCCUGGAAAUUAUGCUGAAGCCCCCCAGCGUCGAAGAUGAGCAACGGUGGCAGUCAUUGAUCCACGAAGAGCUGAGCUCAAGCAGCUCUCGUCGUGGUGCUUAUUCGGAAGCCACUACCCUUGUUGAUAUUGGGUCUAUGGAUUACACCGAGCUCAAGGACCUUCUCAAUGCUAUUGCAAGCGACAUCAGAACCAAGCACCGCCGUCGGGUCCAACGCGAGCGUGAAUUAGAAGGUGCACGUUUGACCUCUGCACGCCUCAGUGAUCAAGCAAUUUACCUGGACCAACAACUCAAGACCUACAAUGACUACAUUGAACAAGCCAUGAUGACACUGCAGAACAAAAAAGGCAAGAAACGAUUCUUGAUGCCUUUCACCAAGCAGUGGGAUCAUCAGCGCGAGCUUCAGAAAUCCGGCAAGGUUUUCAAGUUCGGCUCCUACAAGUACUCUGCGCGAACUUUGGCUGAACGUGGUGUACUCGUCGCUUGGAAGGGGUACUCUGAGCGACAAUAUGAUCGUGUGGACCUGACCAUCUCUAGUAACGAGGUCGGCGUGUUUACUAUUGAUGGAAGCAGCGGCAACAUGAUGGUCCCGGGCGCAAAUGCUCAAGUUCCCCUCGACGAUUUGUUGCAGGCACAAUUCAACAACACGCAGUUUAUGGAUUUCUUCGACGGGCAGAUGCGGGUCAAUGUCAACCUUUUCCUGCACCUCAUCAUGAAGAAAUUCUACAACGAAUAA